GAAUGGAGAAGGUGGUUGCUUAUCCAUACAAAAGGCCAUAUGCUCUCUGGAGGCUGAUCUGCUUUCCAUGGGCUGGAGAUGGAGCUUCUCAUCUUGCUCAAUGGGGCAGACUCUUCAGCAGUUCAACUGCAGUAUCCUCCAUAAGGUUUCCUGGAAGAGAAUCUCGUCGUAGGGAGACUUUUGCAAAAGGCAUGACAGACAUAGUUAAUGAAAUUGCAAAUGUUUUGUUAAAAGAACUGCAAGAAAAAACAUUAGCAUUUUUUGGUCACAGUUUCGGAUCUUAUGUUAGUUUUGCAGUUCCACUACACUUGAAAGAAAAGUAUGGACUAGAACUGAUCCAUCUUUUUGUAUCAGGGGCACAUGCCCCAAACUCUGAAGCAUUUAUUUCCAUCAAAAGCAUACCCACACAUUAUGCAAAAGAUAAAGAUGUUCUUACAUAUCUAGAAAUUCUAGGAGGAACUCCUUCUGAGCUUCUGCAAAAUGAAGACAUUAAGAACCAUCUGAUAAGUACUGUCAGAGAAGACAUUAGAGUACUUCAGACAUGGUUUUUUGAGAUGGCAGAAGGGAAUAUCCCCUUCUCUUGUGGUAUUACCUGCUUUAAUGGGUCUGAAGAUCAAGCAUAUCUUUUAGAAGCCUGGCAUGAUCUCACAAGUGGAGAUACUUCCUUCUACAACCUUCCCGGAGGUCACUUUUAUCUGCUGGAACCCUCUAAUGAAAUUUUCUUGAUAAAACACAUAAGAUGUUUAGAAAAUGCUGGCCUAUGAGUAUGUCCCUCUAUUUUAAUGGCAGACAGUGUAAGAUUAGUCCACAGCAGUUAAAAAUAAGUCAUUCUUUCUGUACAAUUGCAUGCAGUUAUGCC
Strigops habroptila (Kakapo) is the source of this 859-nucleotide messenger RNA. RefSeq names its product oleoyl-ACP hydrolase (gene OLAH). The transcript has 6 exons. Gene Ontology annotation, biological process: lipid biosynthetic process. NCBI's taxonomy places the organism in Eukaryota, Metazoa, Chordata, Aves, Psittaciformes, Psittacidae. The record is from RefSeq and is a predicted model, not a curated record. Bases 3 to 764 code for a protein of 253 amino acids.